Molecule: messenger RNA, 522 nt
Organism: Aspergillus pseudotamarii
Lineage: Eukaryota; Fungi; Ascomycota; Eurotiomycetes; Eurotiales; Aspergillaceae
Product: lysozyme
Exons: 2
Coding region: 1-522 (173 amino acids)
Biological process (GO): peptidoglycan catabolic process; cell wall macromolecule catabolic process
Molecular function (GO): lysozyme activity
Source: RefSeq, a predicted model, not a curated record
AUGAAGUUCUCCAUUGCUGCAAUCUCUCUCUUCACCCUCAGCGCUCUCGCUCUACCCGCGACAGUUCUUCGCCGUGGCACCAGCGCCGCUACCGUCGGCCUCAUCGGUGAGGUUGAGGGCUUCCGCGCCGAUUUCUAUGUUAUUGAGGGCCACAAGACCAUUGGAUACGGUCACGAUUGUGUCGCGAAGCAGGACUGCGACAGCAUUAAGGCCCCGAUCAGCAAUGUGCAAGGUGAUGAGAUCUUGCAGAAAGACCUCGUCGGCUUUGAGCAGUGUGUAUGCGCGCUGCCAAAUGCCAAGGAUCUCAACGCCAACCAGCAUGGCGCCCUUGUCAGCUUUGCCUUUAACACCGGCUGCGCUGGUUUGCAGCAGGCGUGGGCCGGCGCGAUGACGAGCAAGAAUUUCGACAGCAUCUGCGCAGAUCUCCCUAAUACCAACACCCUCAAUGGACUCUUGACUACUCGUCGCCAAAAGGAGAGUGCGUUAUGCUCCACGCCAACCACGCAGAAGUCUAGUUGCUAA